Eurytemora carolleeae is the source of this 1134-nucleotide messenger RNA. RefSeq names its product baculoviral IAP repeat-containing protein 3. The record is from RefSeq and is a predicted model, not a curated record. Gene Ontology annotation, biological process: regulation of cell cycle. Bases 32 to 958 code for a protein of 308 amino acids. Lineage: Eukaryota; Metazoa; Arthropoda; Copepoda; Calanoida; Temoridae. Gene Ontology annotation, cellular component: spindle microtubule; nucleus; cytoplasm. The transcript is spliced from 7 exons.
UCAGUGCAAGAAUAACAGUUAUAACUUAAACAUGGAAGUUUUAUCUUUUCUUCCUGUAACUCAUUUAAGGAAUACAGGAGAACAUAAAAAUGAUGAAAGAGUAAUUAGCAAUGAAUCCCAAUUUAAUUCUGAUUUAAUUUCAAAUUCUGAUUCCCAAGGUUAUGAAUCAGGCUCUGAUUCCCAAGGUAAUGAAUCAGGCUCUGAUUCCCAACUUCCUGAGUCCCAAAUUGAAACUAAUACCUCACAACCAGAUGUAGGAGAAGAUGAAACCGAUCAUCCCCGUGAUGAACAAGGUGGUGAAGAUGUUGUUGGUUCCAGGCUUCAAGAUUAUGUUGAUAUGCCACCACAAAGUCCAAUACAGUACAGUCGAACACAGAACGACCGAACGCUUCCAAAUUAUGCUAGUUUUUCUCAUGUAAAAGAAUAUGAUGGACCAGUACACAUCCAGUAUGCAUCAAAUCCAGCAAGAUUCAAUACCUUCAAUGAUUGGCCUAUUGGUCUCAAUCAAAAACCUGGUGCUAUGGCAAAAGCUGGAUUUUUUUACACAGGGUGCUCUGAUAAAGUCACGUGUUUCUAUUGCAAUGGUGGGCUCUGUGGCUGGGAACCUCAAGAUGACCCAAUGGAAGAACAUAUCAAGUCCUUCCCUUGUUGUCAGUUUAUUGAACUGACAAAGAAAGAAAAUGUUUCUAUGUACAAAAAGGAAAGACAGCAGUUAGAAAUUAAACAAGAAACAGAACAAGAAAAGGCCGUAUCAGACAAGACAAGAAAGGUCUCUGAAUCAUCAGAUGAUUUAGAAAAUUCUGCUCUCAUUUGUAAAGUAUGUUUAGAUAAACAGGUUUCUAUCCUCCUGCUCCCAUGCAGGCAUCUGGUCAGCUGUGGAGAGUGUACAGUUUCCCUCAAGAACUGCCCAGUGUGCAGAGGAAGAAUUCAGCAUACUGUCAAAGCCUUCUUGAUCUAGCUGACAAUGGUCAAUUUAAAUGUGAACCGGACCGACCCCUUGUACCGGUCAUAAUGACGCGGGGAAAUUACUGUCCAAACCAUGGGUACACACAUAUACAUUUUAACUCCUGUUCCCAUAGACACAUAUACAUUUUUACUCCUGUUCAUUUAGACACAUAUACAUUUUUAACUGAA